This is a messenger RNA of Aphidius gifuensis, 3530 nucleotides long. RefSeq names its product GPI ethanolamine phosphate transferase 3 (gene PIG-O). NCBI's taxonomy places the organism in Eukaryota, Metazoa, Arthropoda, Insecta, Hymenoptera, Braconidae. Bases 219 to 3434 code for a protein of 1071 amino acids. Gene Ontology annotation, biological process: GPI anchor biosynthetic process. The transcript has 4 exons. Gene Ontology annotation, cellular component: endoplasmic reticulum membrane. The record is from RefSeq and is a predicted model, not a curated record. Gene Ontology annotation, molecular function: mannose-ethanolamine phosphotransferase activity.
UCUUCAACAAUAAAACGACAACAACGACUGUCUAUUUUGACAAUUAAUAUUUAAUAUUCAUUCAACAAUGUUAAAUAAUAUCCAUACACAAAUUCAACAAUGAAUAAUUUAAAAACACUAUCAUCAUCAUCAAUUAAAAACCCAACUUUAUAUUAAAAGUUUUAAGUGAAAAUAUUUAAAAAACAAAUACAUAAUAGUGUAAUUAAUUGGUGUAAACAAUGAAUAACAAGGUGUGGUCUUAUUUAAUAUUUCUAGCAUGGAUGUCAUACUUGAUGUCAUCAGGAUUGUUGUUAUUUAUAAAUGGUUUUUUUCUCACUCGUAUAUCACGUAAUGAAAAAAAUAAUUGUACAAGUUGUCGUAAUUGGAAGACAUGUAAUAUCGAGGAUAUUCUAAAUGAUAAAAAAAAUUCAGACAACAUUUGUCCUGAGCAAAGAGGUAGAGUUGUACUAUUAAUAGUUGAUGCAUUGAAAUAUGAUUUUUUAAAUUGGCAAAAUGACACAAAACACCCAACAUCAUCAUCAUCAUCAUAUCAUUUGAAUAAAGUACCAAUUGUCAAUGAACUGUUAAAUAAACAGCCUAAAAAUUCACGUUUAUAUAAAAGUAUUGCUGAUCCACCAACAACAACAAUGCAAAGAAUAAAAGCAUUUACAACUGGUACACUACCAACAUUCAUUGACAUUGGAUCAAAUUUUGCAUCAGAAGAAAUAACUGAAGACAAUAUAAUUGAUCAAAAUAAAAAUAAUGGAAUAGUAUUUAUGGGUGAUGAUACAUGGACAAAUUUAUAUCCUGGUAAAUUUUUACGUCAAUUUCCAUCACCGUCAUUUAAUGUGUGGGAUUUAGAUACAGUUGAUCGUGAAGUUAAAAAUAGAAUAUUUUUUGAAUUACAAAAAACAGAUUGGUCAUUAAUAAUAGCACAUACACUUGGUGUUGAUCAUUGUGGUCAUAAACAUGGACAAAAUCAUCCAGAAAUGACAAGAAAAUUAAAUGAAACAAAUGAACUUAUUAAAGAAAUAAUUGAUGUUAUUAAUGAUGAUACUGUUUUAUUUGUAAUGGGUGAUCAUGGAAUGACUGAAUCUGGUGAUCAUGGUGGUGAUAGCUCAAACGAAAUUGAUACUGCUUUAUUUAUUUAUUCAAAAAAACAACUUCAAGAUAAUAAUCCAACUUUUUCACAGUCAAAAAUUGUUAAUCAAAUUGAUAUUGUACCAACAAUAUCAACAAUUCUUGGUUCACCAAUUCCAUUUUCAAAUAUUGGAUCAAUUAUCAUUGAUGCAUUACCAAAAUAUCGUAACAAAACAAUUAUAACUGAUCAUCCAUGGUACACUUUACAAUCAACAUGGAAAAAUGUUAUCCAAGCUAAAAAUUAUAUUGAUGCUUAUUCAGCUGAUUCAUCAUUAUUUGAUCAAGAUAAAUUGGAUAAAUUAAAUGAUUUAUUUAACAAAAUUAAUAAUGAAAAAAGUCAAGUUAUAAAUCACAAUAAUAUUGAUAAUUAUUUAAAAUAUACAAAAGAAUAUUUCAAGCUGAUUCGUGAUUCUUGUGUUGAAAUUUGGGCACAAUUUGAUACAAAAUUAAUGUCACAAGGUUUAUUAUUAAUGUCAUGUACAAUAUUUUUUAUUUAUAUAUUUAUAACUGGUAUAUCUGAGGAGAGAAUGAAUAAUAUAUUUACAUCAACAUUUUUGCUGAUAACAAUAAGUUUAAAUAUCAUAACAAGUGGAACAAUAUAUUUAUUAUAUUUUAUAAAUAUCAUUGAUGAAUUUAAAAAUAAUCAAAUGUUUUUAAAUGGUGCUGUGUCAAUGCUGUGUCUAGUCAUUUUAGUAAUACAAAAUUGGGAUGUUAUAACAACAACAUGGUACAAUAAUACAAAAUAUAAAAAAAUUAAUUAUCUUGUACGUGUUAUAUUGUUAUUAACAUUUUGUGGUUUAUUUACAAAUAGUUAUAUUAUUGAAGAGGAUAAAGUACUGUCAUUUUUAUUGAUAACAUUAAUUUGGAUAAUUAUUUAUAGUAUCAGUGAUGACAAGACUGAUAAUAUUGAUAAAAAAAAUCGUAGCACUAAAACAACAAUUAAAUAUAGAAAAAAAAUAAUAUUAAUAAUCAUUGGAUUUAUCAUUAGUUUAUCAAUAAGACUGUCAACAUAUUUUUGGCGUUGUAGAGAAGAACAAAUACGUGAUUCAUGUCAAUUGUUUGGUAAAAUUGGAUCAAUAAAUUCAAGUAGUUAUGAUAGAAUAUUAUUAAUAACAACAAUUAUUUUAUUGUCAUUGUACAUUGUUGUCAUAAGAAUAUGGCUUAGAAAUUGUGGUAAUUUAUCUGGUCUAUCACCAAGUGUUAUGCUUGCAAGAUAUUGUCCAAUAGUUAUUGUUGUGUGUAUUGGAUCAUACUGGGUACUACAAAGAUUACCAAAAGAUUCAAAAGUUAAAUUUACAUUAUCUUGGCAAAUGAAUGCAUUACCACAAGUUGUUUAUAUUUUAAUAAUAACAACUAUCAUUGUACUUUUUAUAAAACCAUUAAAAGUAUUUUUAUUACCAAAACAAAGAGAAUCAUUUAAUAUUUAUCAAGGUGAAAAUGUUGUACCACAAUUAUAUGAUAAAGUUAAAAAACUUUUUUAUAAUAAAAAACAACAUGAUAAUAAUCAUACAAAUAAUCAUGAUAACAACAAUGAUGUACCAAUUGUUUAUGGUCUUGGUACUGUUUAUAGUGCAGCAUUUAUUUCAUUUAGUCUUUUGUUGACUUUACUUUUUGCUUUGUUACUUGGUAAUAUUUUAGCAUCAAGUACUGUCAUCAUGACAAUAACUGGUGCUUGUGUUUUGGCUAUUGUUGCCAUUGAAAGAUUUCGUAAUGCCAAUGAUUCAAAUGAACUUUUACAAAUACCAAGUUCAAGUAUAUUUUGCUGGUUUCUCAUUGCUGAAUAUUAUUUUUAUGGCACUGGUCAUCAGCCAACAUUUCCAACAAUUUAUUGGGAUGCUGCAUUUAUUGGUACUGGUGGACAUUUUUAUGGAAAUUUAAUACCAGCAUUACUCAUUGGAAUAAAUACAUUUGGAUCUUCAAUUAUUUUGGGCAUCACAUUGCCAUUACUUGUUAUUGCACCAUUUACAAUAUUCGUUAUGAUACCAAAAAUAGCAAAAUUAAAAUUUAAAGCUGAUAAUGAUAUGAAGAGAGGCGAGCUUGUUUUGUUUGACAAAGAAUCAUCAUUUCAUCAUUCUAUAUUUGUUGUUUGUGUUAAAUACAUACUGUUUCAUGCAUUCAGAACAUUUGGAUGUAUGCUGUCAGCAACAGUGCACUGUCGUCACUUGAUGGUAUGGAAAAUAUUUGCUCCAAAAUUAAUAUUUCAAGGACUAGGAUUUCUCGUAACAUUAUCAAGUAUUUUAAUAACAUAUUUUUUUGUCAUAAGAAUUGAUAGACAAGUUGAAAGACUAAUUGCACGAGUUACCAAAAAUAGAUGAUAAAUUGAGUUAACUUGAUAAAAUAUAUUGUGAUUCCUCGGGCAAUUUAAGUGCUCAAAUUAAAAGAAAAAAAAACGUUAAGUUUUAUCCCAUAUA